Messenger RNA from Nematocida minor, 2037 nucleotides. RefSeq lists its product as uncharacterized. Lineage: Eukaryota; Fungi; Microsporidia. Bases 1 to 2037 code for a protein of 678 amino acids. The record is from RefSeq and is a predicted model, not a curated record. The transcript has a single exon.
AUGAAGCUACAUUUAUGCAUAGCACACACAGUAGUUCUGUGCACUCUACUUCCGAAUGCAGUAAAAUCAGAAGAAAACACAGUUCCCACAGGGUCAUCUGAAGACUUUUUUAAAGGCUCUGGCCUGAGCCAUAUGCCAAAAGAAAAUGGAGCAGAGGUGAAAAGAGAGACAAAAAGCUCUGAGUCUUCCAACAGCACAAAAUCACACAGCAACUUUGAAAUGAAGAACGGUGUUAUUGUCAACAACUCUUCUAACAGCAGCAGCGCAUCUAACAAAAAAGAUAGUGCAUCCUCGCAAAGCAUGUCGUACAAGAACAACAAGGCGCAAUACACCUCAGCAGCUAAUAGCUCAGAGACAUCCAAGAAAAAUAGUAGCAGCUCUUCUCUAGUCAACAAUAAUGGUAGAUUACAGAUGAAAAAAAGUAGCAAUGAGUCCAGUAAGACCAACACAAGUAUGAUGAAUAAAUCGAUGGAAACAAAAGAUGGAAAAAUAAACUCCUAUAAACAUGCCACAGACGGUGACAGCAAAAACUCACAAAAAAGUAAAUCUGAAACUGUUGACUUGAACAGACAGGCAGCCAUUGGCUCGCACUCUAAUUACUACAGCCCUGCAGGCAAUCAAAAGACAGCAGCAAAUGCAAAAAUCGCAAAUUCUUCCAAUAUUUCAUCAAACAGCAAAAAUGCAGCACAGAAUACUGCACACUCAGCCAAACUUACAGAUAGACAAAGCAUGCACCAAAACAAAAAGUCUUCUACAUCAUCAUCAAACACAGCACAGUCAACUGCCUCAAAAUCCAACACAAGAAUGUUUUCCAACUCAGCACAAAGUCAAAGAAACUUUGCAAAACUUGCAGCUAGUUCAAAGUUCAACUGUUCAAACUCUUCAGGCUCUUCACAGAGACAAAAAAUGUAUGGAAACUGCAGUCGGUAUGCUCAAAGACCAUCUAUCUCUAAUAGGUGUCGUCAAAGGUCUUCUAAUGCAAGAUCUUCAGUGUCUAACACAAACUGUAUCCCACAGAGACAUCAGCAAGCAGCCCAACAAAAUAUGUCAUCAUCAAGCUCUAAGUCUUCAUCCAUGAGCUCAAAAAGUGCUAUGCAAACACAAAAACAGAUGUCUAAUUCAAAAAGCACUCCAUCUCCAUCUGCAGCUCUUCAUCAAAAAGAUUCUUUAAUGUCUUCCAUGAAAUCAUCAAGUUCUAAAUCCUCUACAUCUACAAACUCAUCAAGUACCAGGUCAACUAACACUGCAUCUAGUAAAGAUGCAAAGACUCAGAAACCAGCUUCUGCACAGAUAAAGGCUCCUAUUCAAAAGAGCCAUCUAUCCAAGAGCUCAUCACAGUAUAGAGAUAGCUCCAUGAUGAAAUCAUCAACCUCCUCUACGUCUAAGAAUUCCUCUCAAAAUAAAGAAUCUAGCUCAAGCUAUACAGAGAAAAAGCCAAAUAAAACUACAAAUUCUGACACCAGGAGAAGUAAGUCUAGGAUAAACUAUCAGGCUAGCAAUCCUCCCAGACAAGCAAUGGAUACUGUAGAGAGCUCUUCAUACACGAGCUAUAGCAACAGCAAAUCUCCAAACUGCAAUCCCUCUCAGACACAAACUACCGUAACCCAGCAUACUUGCCAGAGUCAUCCCUCUUCCCAGCAAAACUCAGUUAAAAAAGUGUGCACUGAAACUACGCAGGCACAGUAUCAGUCUCCCAGCAACUGCCAACAAACAGAGUUCACUGCCUUGCUAGAAAUGGCGCUAAGAAGGCCUAGAAUAAGCAGCCACAACUGUGAAGAUCUUAUUACGGUUAGAGACAAUAAGACGCUGUGCACCCUGGAUGAAGAGAUUGCAACAGUUACACAGAAUGAAAUGAAUGAAGGAUACGAUGUUAUUGGGAAAAAGCUAGUAAAAGAAUUUACUGUGGUUCCUUGCGCUGAUUUCUUUGACUAUUUAUCUAAAUCAGGAGCCAUCCCUGAAAUAGCUCUGGUAGUAGAAGAAAAACCGGUUGAAAUUGAAAUACAGUUUGUGGAUGUUGAUAUAGAAGACUUGUUGUAG